UCCAAAUGUUUCCAGAUGAAUGCAAUUUAAAGUCAGAUUGUAAUUCUUUUUUUUAAUCUGGGAAAUGGCGACAAUAAUAAAUUAACAAAUGCCUUAUGCAAUGUCCUUGGGAGUUUCUUCUAUUUUUACUCGAGAGGUAGUCCUACUUCAGAGACUCGUUUGGGGUUGUGAAUCUGUCUCUCUUCAGGGCCAGGGCCAGGACGCUAUGCUCUGCCUCCCACAAUUGGUUACAUUGGCCAUGACUACACCAAGCCCAGCAGCCCGGCCUAUUCGUUCCACAGCCGCAUGAGCAGCAAUAUGGUGUCUGUGGAUUCCAGCCCUGGUCCUCAGUAUCACAUCGAUGCGAAGAUGACACGCUUCGGUCGAAAUGCCACGCCUUCCUACUCUAUGCUGGGCAGGAAGAAGAGAUCAGAUGACCUGUUCCAGACUCCAGGCCCAGGAGCCUACAGCCCGGAGAAAGCCCCCCCUGUGAACCUCCAUCGCAGACCUCCAUCCUAUUCCAUCGGCUCACGCACACGCUACCGCGCCACCGACACCGUGCCCGCACCUAACUCUUACACCCUGCCCUCUCUCCUGGGCGCCCGGGCGCCCAGCACGCCAGCCAGCCCCAGCUACUCCAUAUUGGGCCGCAGGAAAACAGGCGCCCCGUCAGAGGACCUCGCCAUGACGCCGGGCCCUGGGAAGUACAACAGCACGGACCCCAGCAUCUACCUGAAGCGCCAGCCCUCGUUCUCCAUGCAGAGCCGCACGUCCAUCCCUAACGACGCCACCUGCAAGCCCGGUCCGGGCACGCAUCAUUCGGAGAAGGUGGUUGCGCACCUGCCACGGCCACCCUCCUUCUCCAUGGGCAUCCGGCAUUCAGAGUUUGUCACCCCACUGGUGGUAGAUGUGUUAGAUUGAGACGACUAUGAAUAGGAAGGUGUUGUCAAAUGAGUCUCAUUCAAGUUGUCAGAGGUAACUUCAUAGGGACUUGAUGUCUCUGUGUUUACAAUGUGUACUAUAAAACAAUCUCCUGGAGAGGGCUGCCUGUGUGUGCAAUAAGACAAGUUGCGGUCCCUCAGUUACAGUUUUCAAUUGCUUACACACUAAAUCUUUGUUUGUCACACAAUUUUUGAAACCUGUCACUCAAAUACCAUAACCCCACAUAAAAUCUGCAAAACCAUACACUAAUUCUCAGUCUUUGACCAGUUUUCAGUUUCAUAAAACACUUUUUGCAAAACAUCAUAUUAUGACAAAAGUGUUUAUAAUGUGAGGUGAAUGCUUGCUUUAAAGAUGUG
Alosa alosa (allis shad) is the source of this 1277-nucleotide messenger RNA. RefSeq names its product outer dense fiber of sperm tails 3-like 2a (gene odf3l2a). Lineage: Eukaryota; Metazoa; Chordata; Actinopteri; Clupeiformes; Clupeidae. The transcript is spliced from 3 exons. Gene Ontology annotation, cellular component: cytoskeleton. The record is from RefSeq and is a predicted model, not a curated record. Bases 286 to 900 code for a protein of 204 amino acids.